Tigriopus californicus is the source of this 2546-nucleotide messenger RNA. Its product is annotated as TPR-containing protein DDB_G0280363-like. The coding region runs from base 499 to 2478 and encodes 659 amino acids. The transcript has 8 exons. NCBI's taxonomy places the organism in Eukaryota, Metazoa, Arthropoda, Copepoda, Harpacticoida, Harpacticidae. The record is from RefSeq and is a predicted model, not a curated record.
ACAAUUCAGGUAAUUUGAGGCGUUCUACUAGAAGGUGGCUUCUUCGAACAGCCUCGGAGUUUUCGGGGCCUCGUUAUUUAGUCCUUGUGGAUCAACAACCCGGAAAGGAGGCUUAGAUUGUGUUGACUGCUCGUGAUCUUGUACGUUCUUUGAUUGAGAGUGAAGUUCCUAUAUGCCUCGUUUACUCAGUUGCCUCUGUUGUACUCCGUCUUGUUGUUUAUUCUGGAAAUCCCACUUCAAGUCCAGCUCCCUGAACGAUUUUGGAUCCACCCACUCAGGUCCAACCAAGGCGAAAAGCUUAGGUCCCGAGCAAUUCGAUUUGUGUCUCGUCAGUGAAAGUAAUGGUGGAACGAUGAACAAGUUCGGAGAUGAUUAUGCGGACAAAGAAAUACCCUGGAUAGACUCGGAUCUCCAUCCAUACAUCAUCUUUGAGCGUCCGAAACAAAUUAUGAAUGUGAAGAGAUAUUCCUUGGAGUAUCUCAUGAAGAGACAAAUCCAAUGAAUCACAAAAGGCUCAUAUUUGGUGAACAUCCGGUUACACUGCGUCCAUACCCCAAAAGCUCUCGACUUCUUCAUCUUCGUCUUUGCGUACAACUUCGGCCCUUUCCUUACGUGGUCGAAUGUACGGCACAAGCAUUCCCAGGCUUGGAUCUACAUGUGUGUAUAUUUGAUUCCAAUUCGCAGAGCCAUGGUACGGUGGCUCCCCAUGAUACUAACCAGGAUGACGAUGAGGGCCAAGAGCCAGAGGACGACGUGGAAGAACAAGAGGAUGACCAUGCUCAUCGAACACAUUCACUUCAUCAUCAACAACAACAACAACAACAGCAGCAACAACAACAACAACAACAGCAUCCCCACCAUUAUCAUCCCCACCACCAACAGCAACCAGAACACCAUCACCAACCCCAACACCAUAUUGUCCACUUCAAAGAAGAGCCAGCCAAUGUUCAGAGGAAAGGUCUCCUUUGGCAACAACGAGAUAAGCUCUUCUCCCGAUGGAAGGAGCGCUAUUUCAUUUUAACCAAGGACUACUUUCAUUGCUUCAAGAAAGGUUCAUCAAGAAUGACCGAGAUGGGAGGAUUCAUUUUCAAGCUCAAACUGCUUGAUAUCGACAGCGUGGAUUUACUAGACAAACGCGGGUACUUGACCAUUUGCAUCUCGCUCCUCAAGGAGGGCAAGAUAUAUUUGCGACGACCGGAAGGAAUCAAGGAAUGGUACACGACCCUUCAGACCCACAUCUACGACUGUAAGCGGAAACGCAAGUUUUGGGUGGACUCUUCUCGACAAAUCACGGAUUCCACCGGAAUUGAACAAUGGCUCUUGUCCAGGCAAAAAGUGGGAGGCACGACAAACAACACACCCUCAGGUAAUCAAUUUGGGUACUCCGCCUCGAAUCCCAAUAUCAUGGACUCAUCCUCGUCUGGGUUGUCCUCGGCACAUUCUGGAACCACAGCCCCUAAUUCGAGGCACACCUCGGUGGAAAGGCCCAAUAACAUCUCGAACGGUGCUCGACAUCCCUUCACCAUUUCGCGUAGUCAAAUCCUGGACAAAAACAACAAUGAGAACAUGGAUCAUCUGAAUGAUUUUGACCGUCGUGGCUUCGGGGAUGGACUUGAAGCGAAGAAAAGAGACCCCGGCGAUUUCAUGACUGCCAGACGAGAGCGAAUCAUGAAGGACGAGAAGUUGUCUAAAACUAGUCACGAGAUGGCGCACAACGCGUCCGAUCCACCAUCGAUGUUAUCUGCUUACUCCUCUGGUCCAAGAUCCAUAGAUAAUACUAAAGUCAAAUUGACGACCUCGAUCAGCAAAAGUAAUGGGUUGUCCCAAUCCCCACAAUUGCAAAUUCACUCCCCAAAGUCCCAACAACCCAUUCAGCCUCCGCCCCAACCACAACCACCUCGGGGAAUCAACAGAAUGCUAUUGGUGAAUGAACUGAUUCUCAAGGAGCAACUCGUCGGCGAGGAUUCGUGUUCGAAAUCCGGAGGAGGCACAACGGAUGAGUGUUCAUCAUCGGACAUGGAUAUGAGUACGACAACCACCACUAAAUCAUCCUCGCCUCGGUCUACCAUGCAAAUCGUGGCGAGCAUGUCUCCACCCAACAAGUCCAUUUUGAGAAUCAAGAAGGUGUCCGACGAUUCUGGUCAUGAUUCUGGGCAUAACUCCAUGCAUACGAAUUCUUCUGACUCGAAUUCCGACGGUGGCACGCCCGAGGAUCACUCAGCCAGUCCUCCAAGCAUGAAAAAUGGAGGCACCACCAGUGUGGUAACCAUUAAUGGAACAUCCGUCAAGCAACCUUACACUAGCUUGGAAGAUUCCCUUAUCUUGUCCAGUGAUAUUUCUUCCACUCCAGCCGAACUGCGGGCUUCCAAAUCGAAUUUUAUUCGAUUCAGAGAUAAAUCCUGCAUUGCCACAAGUUCAUUGAGAAAUCCACUGUAUCGAAAGACCUACUCGUUGGGUCAAGUCAUAACCGAUCUGUAAUCUCAAUUGAGUAUCCUUGUUGUUUGAGCGUAACGUGAGGCAUGAAAUACAUAGAUUUAUCAAAUCGA